Molecule: messenger RNA, 546 nt
Organism: Ipomoea nil (Japanese morning glory)
Lineage: Eukaryota; Viridiplantae; Streptophyta; Magnoliopsida; Solanales; Convolvulaceae
Product: auxin-responsive protein IAA29-like
Exons: 3
Coding region: 47-292 (81 amino acids)
Biological process (GO): regulation of DNA-templated transcription
Cellular component (GO): nucleus
Molecular function (GO): protein binding
Source: RefSeq, a predicted model, not a curated record
UAACAUUAAUAAUAGAGGAAGAAAGUCCAAGUUUGUGAAGGUGAAGAUGGUGGGGGUUGCCAUAGGAAGAAAAGUUGAUCUUAGGCUCUACAAUUCAUAUCAUCACCUUAGAAAUGACUUAGUCAACAUGUUUGCAAAAGACAAUAAUGCAUAUGAUAAUGGAGGGGAAUAUGGAAUAUUUUACCAAGACAAAGUGGGGGAUUGGUUGCUUGCUGGAGAUGUUCCAUGGCAGACAUUCAUGGAGUCUGUUCAAAGGAUAGAGAUAGUAAGGAAUGGAUGGGAUUUGAAAUGAUAAAAUAACCUAAAAUUAUUGGGUACUUACUAGCAAAUAAUAUAUUUUUGCUCAACAAAUUAUGUCGACCCUUAUUAGAAUGGGACUCAAAACUAAGACCUUCUUUAUAGAAAGCAACAACGAUGUUCAUAAGUCAUUUGGUAAGCUUAAUUAGUUAUUAUAAUACUAUAAUAAUGUAAUAGUCUUGCUGUAUUGUCUAAUAUAAUAGAGGAGGACAAGUUGUACUUAACUUGUAGUUUGUAAUAUAGUUUGUA